AAGAGGGAGAGGGAGACCGGGACGAGACCGGGCUGUGGUGCGGAGAGAGGCUGAGGCGGAGGAGAGGAGAGGGAGAGAGGGCGCGGAGACAGUCGGCAGCGCCUUAGCUACAGUCUCUCAGCUGUCCUCGAGAGCGAGGAGGAGGAGGAAGGAAGGAGGCCAGGGCGGGAGCGGGGGCUGUCACUCUCGGACCCCGGCGUGAGAGGGGCCGUGCGGCCGGACGUCCUCGGGGUGGGCCCCCGGACGGUGGCCGGAGACCCGGGUUCAGGCUCCUGGGUUCCACAUUUCCGGGCUUCGCCCCCCGCUUCUCAAAUUCCCAGGUAUCAGCCCUCCUGUUCCAGAUAGCCGGGACUCGGGUCCCAGCCUCUCCAAACCUGGGGGGCUGUUUUAUAGAAUUUCAGAUCUCGGGGGUUCAGGCCCCUGUGUGCACCAGUAUCCGGGGUUCACUCCCCAGGCCUUCAGAGAGCGGAUUCCUUUUCUCCGUGUGUAAAAAAUACGGGGUUGAGACCCCACACCAGGAAUCCGGGAUUCAGCAACUCUCGCCCUCGAGUUGGGGGAGGACUGGACCGCGAGGUCAGAUCAGAGCCGCUGGAGGACUCCAGGCGGAAGCGGAGGCGCUGGGGCACCAUAGUGACCCCUACCAGGCGAGGCCCUACUCUCAGGGCCCCCAGGGGCCACCAUGCCAGCUGGGGGCCGGGCUGGGAGCCUGAAGGACCCUGAUGUGGCUGAGCUCUUCUUCAAGGAUGACCCUGAAAAGCUCUUCUCUGACCUCCGGGAAAUUGGCCAUGGCAGCUUUGGAGCUGUGUACUUUGCCCGGGAUGUUCGAAAUAGUGAGGUGGUGGCCAUCAAGAAGAUGUCCUACAGUGGGAAGCAAUCAAAUGAGAAAUGGCAGGACAUCAUCAAGGAGGUGCGGUUCUUGCAGAAGCUCCGACAUCCCAAUACCAUUCAGUACCGGGGCUGUUACCUGAGGGAGCACACAGCUUGGCUGGUGAUGGAGUAUUGUCUGGGCUCAGCUUCUGACCUUCUAGAAGUGCACAAGAAGCCCCUUCAGGAAGUGGAGAUUGCAGCUGUGACCCAUGGGGCGCUUCAAGGCCUGGCCUACCUGCACUCCCACAACAUGAUCCACAGGGAUGUGAAGGCUGGAAACAUCCUGCUGUCAGAGCCAGGCUUAGUGAAGCUGGGGGACUUCGGCUCCGCAUCCAUCAUGGCACCUGCCAACUCCUUCGUGGGCACCCCAUACUGGAUGGCUCCAGAGGUGAUCUUGGCCAUGGAUGAGGGGCAAUAUGAUGGCAAAGUGGAUGUUUGGUCCUUGGGGAUAACCUGCAUUGAGUUGGCGGAGCGGAAGCCACCACUGUUUAACAUGAACGCGAUGAGUGCCUUAUACCACAUUGCACAGAAUGAGUCCCCCGCACUCCAGUCAGGACACUGGUCUGAGUACUUCCGGAAUUUUGUUGAUUCCUGCCUUCAGAAAAUCCCUCAAGAUAGACCCACCUCAGAGGUUCUUCUGAAGCACCGCUUUGUGCUCCGGGAGCGGCCACCCACAGUCAUCAUGGACCUGAUCCAGAGAACCAAGGAUGCUGUGCGGGAACUGGACAACCUGCAGUACCGCAAGAUGAAAAAGAUUCUAUUCCAAGAGGCCCCCAAUGGUCCUGGUGCUGAGGCACCAGAGGAGGAGGAGACCACGCCCUGUUCACAGGAGACCGAGCCCUACAUGCACCGGGCAGGGACACUGACCAGUCUGGAGAGUAGUCACUCUGUGCCCAGCAUGUCCAUCAGUGCUUCCAGCCAGAGCAGCUCAGUCAACAGCCUAGCAGAUGCCUCGGACAAUGAAGAGGAAGAGGAGGAAGAAGAGGAGGAAGAGGAGGAGGAAGAAGGCCCUGAAGCCCGAGAGAUGGCCAUGAUGCAGGAGGGCGAGCACACGGUUACUUCCCACAGCUCUAUAAUCCACCGCCUGCCGGGUUCUGACAACCUGUAUGAUGAUCCCUACCAGCCGGAGAUAACUCCGAGCCCACUCCAGCCACCUGCAGCCCCAGCUCCCACCUCCACCACCUCUUCUGCCCGCCGCCGGGCCUACUGCCGCAACCGGGACCAUUUUGCCACCAUUCGUACUGCCUCUCUGGUCAGCCGGCAGAUCCAGGAGCAUGAGCAGGAUUCAGCCCUGCGGGAGCAGCUAAGUGGUUACAAACGGAUGCGGCGACAGCACCAGAAGCAGCUUCUGGCCCUGGAGUCAAGGUUGAGGGGUGAACGUGAGGAGCACAGCGCACGGCUGCAGCGGGAACUUGAGGCACAGCGGGCUGGCUUUGGGGCUGAAGCUGAGAAGCUGGCCCGGCGGCACCAGGCCAUUGGUGAGAAGGAAGCACGAGCCGCCCAGGCAGAGGAACGGAAGUUCCAGCAGCACAUCCUCGGGCAGCAGAAAAAAGAGCUGGCUGCCCUGCUGGAGGCUCAGAAGCGAACCUAUAAGCUUCGGAAGGAGCAACUGAAGGAGGAACUGCAGGAGAACCCCAGCACACCCAAGCGGGAGAAGGCAGAGUGGCUGCUGCGGCAGAAGGAGCAACUGCAACAGUGCCAGGCAGAGGAGGAGGCAGGGCUGCUGAGGCGCCAGCGACAGUAUUUUGAGCUGCAGUGUCGCCAGUAUAAGCGCAAGAUGUUGCUGGCCCGUCAUAGCCUGGACCAGGACCUGCUGCGAGAGGACUUGAACAAGAAACAGACACAGAAGGACUUGGAGUGUGCCCUGCUGCUGCGGCAGCAUGAGGCCACUCGGGAGCUGGAGCUUCGGCAGCUCCAGGCUGUCCAGCGCACACGAGCCGAACUCACCCGCCUCCAGCACCAGACGGAGCUGGGCAACCAGCUGGAGUACAACAAGCGACGUGAACAAGAGCUACGACAGAAGCAUGCGGCCCAGGUUCGCCAGCAGCCCAAGAGCCUCAAAGUACGUGCAGGCCAGCGCCCCCCAGAACACCCCAUUACUGGCAUUCUGAGACCACCUAGCACAGGCACUCCUAGUGAAGAGCAGCCCUGCUCAUCUGGCCAGGAGACAGUCCUGGACCAAAGGGUGCUGGGAAAGGAGGAGGGAACAGUGUCAGAGAGGAUUCUGGGAAAGGAAGGGAGCACCUUGGAGCCAGAGGAGCAGAGGAUUUUGGGGGAAGAGUCAGGAACCCUUAGUCUCAGCUCACAAAAACAUAGGAAUUUGGAUAAUGAGGAAGAUUGGGAUCCACCAGAGGAGAAGAUAGAGGAGUUUAGAGUCCCAUCGCUGGCACCUGAGGAAAGAAGCGUUGCUGGCGAGGAGGCGGCUGGGGCAUGGAGGCUGUGGGAACAGGAGAAUGGAAGCUUUCUGGAUGAGGAGUUGGAUCUCUGCUGGGUCCAGGGUCCAGCACUGACUCCAGUGCCAGAGGAGGAGGAGGAGGAGGACGAGGAAGGGGCUCCAGUUGGAACCCUUAGGGAUCCUGGAGAUGGCUGCCCCUCCCCAGACAUCCCUCCAGAACCACCUCCACCACAUCUAAGGCCUGGCCCUGCUAGCCAACUCCCUGGACUCCUGUCCCACGGCCUCCUCGCUGGCCUCUCCUUCGCAGUGGGGUCUUCCUCUGGUCUCCUGCCCCUGUUACUUCUGCUGCUGCUCCCACUGCUGGCAGCCCAGGGUGGGGGUGGCCUGCAGGCAGCACUGUUAGCCCUCGAAGUGGGAUUGGUAGGCCUGGGGGCCUCCUACUUACUCCUUUGUACAGCUCUUCAUCUGCCUCCCAGUCUGUUUCUGGUACUGGCCCAGAGCAGCGCACUAGGGGCUGUCCUGAGCCUGAGCUGGCGCCGAGGCCUUAUGGGUGUGCCUCUGGGGCUUGGGGCAGCCUGGCUCCUGGCUUGGCCAGGCCUGGCUCUGCCCCUGGCAGCUAUGGCAGCUGGAGGCAAAUGGGUGCGGCAGCAAGGCCCCUGGAUCCGCAGGAGCAUCUCUCGACUCUGGUUGCGGGUUCUGUUGCGCCUAUCACCCAAGGCCUUCCAGGCCCUACAGGGCUUUGGGGCUGUGGGUGACAGGGGCCUGUUUGCGCUCUACCCCAAGACCAACAAAGAUGGCUUCCGAAGCCGCCUGCCUGUUCCUGGACCUCGGAGGGGUAAUCCUCCCACUGUUCGGCGCCCAUUCGCCUUGUUGUCAAGGGUUUGGGCUUUGUGCAAGGGCUGGAACUGGCGCCUAGCACGGGCCAGUCAAGGUUUAGCCUCCCGUUUGCCCCCCUGGGCCAUCCACACACUGGCCAGCUGGGGCUUGCUUCGUGGUGAAAGGCCCAGUCGGAUUCCACGGCUGCUACCACGCAGCCAGCGCCGACUUGGUCCUCCUGCCUCCCGCCAGCCACCACCAGGGGCCUUAACUGGGCGGAGAUCCCGGACGCGCCAGUUCCGGGCCCUGCCUCCCUGGAGGUAACCAACUCCAAUCUUUCUGCCCAAAUCUAGAGCAGCAAGCACUUUAUCUCCCAGGACUCAGUGAUGGUUUUUUUUUCAGUCCCCAAGUCCUCUCCUUCCUUCCACCCCUCCUCCCUCAGCAUGUCCCCCCACCCCCCAGGCCAGCCCAGCCUCUGGGGCCCUUAGACAGGCAGCCUCCUCCACCAUAGAGUCCACAAGUCACACUUUGUGUUCUCCUGACCCCUAAGUUAUUGCUGUUCUCCCACUGUGUGUGUGUUCAUCCUCACCCUCAUUGACUCAGGCCUGGGGCCAGGGGGGUGGGGUGGGAACAAAAUUACAGUUUUUUUGUUUUUUUUUUUCUCCUCUUUGAUUUUGUUUUUCUGUCUCCCUUCCAACCUGUCCCCUUCCCCCUACCAAAAAAAGAAAAAGAAAAAAAGAAAAAAAAAGAAAAAGACAAACACAAAUAAAAUAUCUGAGCGGAACUAUACCUUUGGCCCAGGCUGCCUCUGUCUGCUUUGUCCUGCCGCCUAGCCUUCCUGGUUUGCCCCCAAUCUGGACCCUUGGCCCCCAGCUCCAUGACCUCUUCACCCCAUCUGCGUUAUCUCAAUUCCUUUCACUCCUCAACCUCAUCCUCUGCCUUCAUAGCUUCAUCACACCAUGACCACUACCAGCCCUGGGCUGUGGGUCCCUACAGAGCUGCCCCAGAGCCUCCUGGUCCCAUCACUUGCUUAUUUGUGGGUCCCUUCCCGAGAGCCCUUAGGGCCCAAGUCCUUAGGUCUCUUCAUCCUCGGUCUUUUCCUCAACCCAUUGCCUACUGGGUUCCCUUCUGUUUGGGAGCUGCAUCUCUUCCCUGCAUCAGGCAUUAGCCUAGAGGGUUGGGGGAUGGGACCACAGACCCUCCACAGUUGAGGGUGGUGGGCUGGGGCCCAGUUAAGAGUGUGGGAGCCAUGGGAGGAGUUGGGCAUGGAGUGGGAGCUGAGUUUGUAGGGCCAGGCUGGAAUGUGGAUCUGGUCCAGGUGGCAGAUGCUGCCUGUUGAACAUGUCAAGCCCUUUCUGGCCACCUCCUUUGCCCCCUUUCCCUCUGUGGCCCAAAGUGGGCAAACCUUUCUUAUCCAUUUCUCAGCUCGGUGCUUUUCCUUCCCUGUCUUCCUCCCUGAGGUUCUGGACCUGGGCCUUCCUCUCUCCUUAGUUGUGCUGCCUUCUGUGGGUGUUCUGUGUGACUCAAGUCUUCUCACUUAGUCCUUUGCACAUUCUUAUGUUUGCUCACAUGCUCCUAUCCGGAGGUCAUAUUUUCUCCCUUGUUGCAUGGUCAAAGCUUCUUCUGUGUUCUCAGUCCUCUAAAGAUUCUCAGUACCCUGUCCAUGAACUCUGAUGUUCCUUCCCGUGGCAUUCCACCCACACUGGAUGUACCCUUGGAAUCUGUCUUGUUUUCUUGGCAUCUCUUGCCCAUCAAGACCUUCCUGAUCUGUCUCAACACCAUCCCAUCUUUCCAUGUCUGUCUGUAUACAGCUCCCCCCGCCCCCUCUGUCUAACAUGUUUUCUGUUUCUCUCCCUCUCCCUGUCUCUGCUUCUGUCUCCUUCCU
Molecule: messenger RNA, 5963 nt
Organism: Dipodomys ordii (Ord's kangaroo rat)
Lineage: Eukaryota; Metazoa; Chordata; Mammalia; Rodentia; Heteromyidae
Gene: Taok2
Product: TAO kinase 2
Exons: 17
Coding region: 680-4402 (1240 amino acids)
Biological process (GO): protein phosphorylation
Molecular function (GO): ATP binding; protein kinase activity
Source: RefSeq, a predicted model, not a curated record